GGAAGUGCCGGCUGGCUGACAGAGCAGUGGGUGGUUAGAGCGCUGCAACUGGAGGGUUACUCUUCUGGGACCUGGGCGUCCGCUAGAGGUCUGAGGGGGGUUGGGGACGGGGUUCAGAAGGGUGCUGAGAGGCGGAAUGAUGGAGGAAGAGGAACUGGAGUUCGUGGAGGAACUGGAAGCCGUGCUGCAGCUCACGCCUGAGGUGCAGCUAGCCAUCGAGCAGGUGUUUCCAAGCCAGGAUCCUUUAGAUCGAGCAGAUUUCAAUGCUGUUGAAUAUAUCAAUACCCUGUUCCCAACGGAACAAUCUCUGGCAAAUAUAGAUGAAGUUGUGAACAAAAUUAGACUGAAAAUAAGGAGACUGGAUGACAAUAUUCGAACAGUUGUAAGAGGUCAGACAAAUGUUGGGCAGGAUGGAAGGCAAGCACUUGAAGAGGCCCAGAAAGCUAUUCAACAACUCUUCGGCAAAAUCAAAGAUAUCAAAGACAAAGCAGAAAAAUCAGAACAAAUGGUCAAAGAAAUCACCCGUGAUAUCAAGCAAUUAGAUCAUGCCAAACGCCACCUGACCACCUCAAUCACGACGCUAAACCACCUGCACAUGUUGGCAGGUGGUGUGGAUUCCCUCGAAGCCAUGACCAGGCGCAGACAGUAUGGAGAAGUUGCUAAUCUUCUUCAGGGUGUAAUGAAUGUUCUGGAACACUUCCACAAGUAUAUGGGGAUUCCACAGAUCCGGCAGCUUUCUGAAAGAGUGAAGGCUGCGCAAACGGAGCUAGGACAGCAAAUCCUGGCAGAUUUCGAAGAGGCAUUUCCUUCCCAGGGUACCAAGAGACCAGGAGGACCCAGUAAUGUUCUGCGAGAUGCAUGUCUGGUUGCUAAUAUUUUGGACCCCAAAAUCAAGCAAGAAAUCAUUAAGAAGUUUAUUAAACAACAUCUGUCAGAGUAUCUAGUACUUUUUCAAGAAAAUCAAGAUGUUGCCUGGCUAGACAAAAUUGAUAGACGAUACGCCUGGGUAAAACGCCAGCUUGUGGACUAUGAAGAGAAAUAUGGCCGAAUGUUUCCACGGGAAUGGUAUAUGACUGAGAGGAUUGCAGUAGAAUUCUGCCAUGUGACAAGGGCAGAACUUGCCAAAAUCAUGCGUGCCAGAGCUAAGGAAAUUGAGGUGAAAUUACUUCUUUUUGCUAUUCAGAGAACGACUAACUUUGAAGGGUUUCUUGCAAAACGCUUCUCCGGCUGCACCCUGACAGAUGGAACCCUGAAAAAGCUCGAGUCUCCACCACCAUCUACCAACCCCUUCCUGGAAGAUGAGUCAGCACCAGAGAUGGAGGAGCUGGCAAUCGAGAAGGGAGAGUUAGAUCAACCAAAGAAGCCUAAAGUCCCAGACAACCCAUUUCAUGGCAUUGUUUCCAAGUGUUUUGAGCCUCAUCUGUAUGUGUAUAUUGAGUCCCAGGAUAAAAACCUUGGAGAGCUGAUUGAUAGGUUUGUGGCCGAUUUCAAAGCCCAGGGGCCACCUAAGCCCAACACUGAUGAGGGGGGCGCUGUGCUCCCCAGCUGUGCUGACCUCUUCGUCUACUACAAGAAGUGCAUGGUACAGUGCUCACAGCUCAGUACCGGGGAGCCAAUGAUUGCCCUGACAACCAUUUUCCAGAAGUACCUCCGAGAAUACGCCUGGAAAAUCCUCUCUGGCAACCUGCCCAAAACCACAACCAGCAGUGGAGGGUUGACCAUCAGCAGUCUUCUCAAGGAAAAGGAGGGCUCAGAAGUGGCCAAAUUCACUCUCGAGGAGCUCUGCCUCAUCUGCAGCAUACUGAGCACAGCAGAAUACUGUUUGGCCACCACCCAGCAGUUAGAAGAAAAACUCAAAGAAAAAGUUGAUGUAAGUCUGACUGAACGAAUCAAUCUCACGGGAGAAAUGGACACAUUCAGCACUGUCAUCUCCAGCAGUAUUCAGUUGCUGGUUCAGGAUCUAGAUGCAGCCUGUGAUCCUGCCUUGACUGCCAUGAGCAAGAUGCAGUGGCAGAAUGUGGAACAUGUUGGUGACCAGAGCCCCUAUGUCACUUCUGUCAUUCUUCACAUUAAGCAGAAUGUCCCCAUCAUCCGUGACAACCUGGCUUCCACACGGAAAUACUUCACUCAAUUCUGCAUCAAAUUUGCAAACUCCUUCAUUCCUAAAUUCAUCACCCACCUCUUCAAGUGCAAGCCAAUUAGCAUGGUGGGAGCAGAACAGCUGCUACUGGACACCCACUCCCUGAAGAUGGUCCUGCUCGACCUCCCUUCCAUUGGCUCACAGGUGGUGAGGAAGGCACCUGCCAGUUACACUAAGAUUGUCGUGAAAGGCAUGACCCGGGCUGAGAUGAUCCUCAAGGUAGUGAUGGCCCCCCAUGAGCCAUUGGUGGUGUUUGUGGACAACUACAUCAAACUCCUUACGGACUGUAACACAGAAACCUUCCAGAAGAUACUGGACAUGAAGGGGCUGAAGAGAAGUGAGCAGAGCAACAUGCUGGAACUCCUGCGCCAGAGACUUCCCACCCCGCCCUCAGGGGCAGAUGGCUCCAGCUCUCUGUCCCUGAUGGCUCCUACACCAGAGCAGGAAUCAUCUCGCAUCCGCAAACUUGAGAAACUAAUUAAGAAGAGACUUUAGGAGCACAUGAGGGACACCGAACCCAGUUCUUGGAAGCCCCAAGUACCCCUGUACCCCUCCCCUACUCAGUGACUCUUAUAUCCUCAGUCAUGAGUUUUGGGGACAUUGAGGUUGCUACUGUGUCUCUCCCAUGCCCUGUCUGAACUCCUGUCCCAGUGGGAGAAGCUGAGUAACGGCUGGGUUAUAUAAAGGCAGUUUAGAUUAUCUCUCAUUGCUGCCAAGGAGGCAGCAUUGGGUGAAAGGCCCCUGUGGUUCAGUUGCUGUUUCCAGGCUGCCCUUGAAGGUCAAGUUGUCAUUGGCUCUUGUAGCCUCACCGUGGCAGCCAUACCCUCCAACACCUGGGCCCUACUCCCUGCCACAUGCCUGUCCAGCAACUUGGAUGAGGAAGCCUGGAUCUUGCUCCUUCCCCCUUCUGCAACUAUUGGAGGUCACCUCUGCAGCCAGAACGCUGAGAAUGUUCCUGGAAUUGGUUGAGUGAAUGGACUGCCAGAUCACAGGGUUUAGUACUACCCUUUAUGAAGACAGUGGAAGCAUGUGCACUUUUCCAUGUAAAUCACAGUUUCCUGGUACCUUCUAAUUGACAUGGCCAAGUUUCCUGUGCUCUCAUUUCUUUUUACUCUCCAAAGGAGAAAGGCCCUCUGUGUCUGUCACUCUGGAGGACUGUAUGAACCAAGCCUUGGAAGCAGACCAGGCUGGGGCUGCUGACCUGGCGAGGAGACAGUCCCAGAUCUGACAGAGGGUUCUGGGGCUUGGGGUGUUGCUCAGUGGUAGAACGCUUGCCUGGCAUGUGCAAGAUCUGGGGCACCGAACCCUGUAAAAAAUAACAAGUGGGUCUUGCUUGGCACAGUCACUGUGUUAUGUGAGAUUAUUUUCUCCAUUUCUUUAUUCUCACUCUGUUCCUAACUUCUUGGGAAGCAGUUGACUUCUGUAUAGGAAAACCAGGAAGUUCUCUUGGAAAACCUUUCCUAGUUUUUUCCUGCAGAUGAACUACGGGAGGGAAUAGAUAGCCUGUACUAUCUGAUGUCCUUCCUGCUCAUUCACUUUCAAAUCCAGAGAACUCUCCAGAGUCACCUGAAACAACAAAGGUGGUGUACAGUGCAUACAUCACAGUAUUAAUGAGAGAGAACCUGGGUCCUUGGAUACCAGGAACACAAGAUUGACCUUACUCGCCAAGCUCAGAACUGGCCUGGCCCAGAACACAGCCUGGGCCCAGACUGCCCUUCAUGUCCACCCACUGGCUCUAAGCAGCAGAACUUUGCAGAAAAUUGCUCUAUAGAGCCACUUCAGUCCCCUGCAUCAUCCUACACACAGAGGACAGGGACCAUACCAGGUAGUUUCCCUAAUUCUCUUAUACUAUUCCACACUGUUUCCCUCCCUCCCUCCUCCCCUCUGACCCUGUCCAUUAGUUCCAGGUUUGAAACCCCACCUCCGCCCUGUGCUGGAGAUGGAACCCAAGGCCUCAGGCAUGCUGGGUGAGGCAUGUUCUAUCACUAAGCCACACCCCCAGCUACAGAGCUUCAUUUCUUCAUUAGCUUCCAGCCUGUCCUUGCUAAUUAGUAGAAGUAUUGAAAACACUAAGAAGAAAAUCAGUAGUGAAGAGAUAUGGCCUUUAGUUGAGCUCUGUUAGGAGAAGAUUCAAGAUUAGAGAAGGGCAGGAGGAGUGGGGAGGGGGUUGGGAGGCUCAGUCUAAGAGGGAUUCCUCUGUGCUAUCGUGUUGCUUUGGUAAGGUUAUAUGCACUAAUUGAAAGAAGGGGUGGUGGGCCAGUCUCCAAACAGCACAGCCAAUUCAGCCAUCUGUCAUUGACCUAGGGAGGCUGGGAAAGCCAGUGGACUCCUGCACCUGGUUCUUGUCACUCUUCAGUGUUUACAGAUCCACACUUCUCUUUUUAGUUCAUUCAUGAGGAGUCAUUUUUCUGGACAUCUCUAUAAUGGCAUUGAGAUGUCAGACUGCUGUUUUUCCCAGUUGGUGGUCACCGCCAGGGAAGUUGCUUUCCUGAUUUAUUACAUUGUCAGUAAUCCCCAAGGAGCCAACAGAUGUCAGUUGGAGUUAUGUUCAGUGUCUCAUUGAUGGGGACUGAAUACCGGGUGUGCAUCCUGGAGAGACAGCAUGUUUCUCACCUGGGGGUAUGCAUCAGAAUCACCUGGGGCCCUUUUAAAAAAUUGUAGAUGCCUGGAGAUUUUGACUCAGUAAGUCUGCAGUGGGGCCUGGCGUGUAGGCUUAAAAGCUCCAUAGGUGAUUACAUUUGUCUGUCAGUAUCCACGGAGGAUUGGUUCCAGAACCCCCUCCCUGUACUCCAGUGGAUAUCAAAAUCUGCAGAUGCUUGAGUCCCCUCAUAUAACUGGCAUAGCAUUUGCCUACACUUUAAACACAUCUUCCUGUAUAAUUUAAAUCAUCUCUUGGACCUCUUAUAAUACCUAACUUGGUAGAAAUACUACACAAAUAGUUGUUGUACUGUGUUAUUUAAAGAUCUGUACUUAUUCCAUGUAGGCACAGUUUAAGUGUUGUUUUUUGUUUGUUUGUUUUCCAAAUACUUUUGAUUGAAUCCACGGUUGUGUAUCCACAGAUAUAGAUGACUGACUGUGUGAGGUUUAUUCUUUGCUAAGAACCAUUGCAAUACAGAGAAAUUUACUUUAUUAGAGGGUUCCUGUAGCCCGUUUUCAUAAAUGUAUAUUUUUCUGGUU
Ictidomys tridecemlineatus (thirteen-lined ground squirrel) is the source of this 5317-nucleotide messenger RNA. RefSeq names its product VPS53 subunit of GARP complex (gene Vps53). NCBI's taxonomy places the organism in Eukaryota, Metazoa, Chordata, Mammalia, Rodentia, Sciuridae. The record is from RefSeq and is a predicted model, not a curated record. Gene Ontology annotation, cellular component: GARP complex. Gene Ontology annotation, biological process: retrograde transport, endosome to Golgi.